Messenger RNA from Micromonas commoda, 288 nucleotides. RefSeq lists its product with no specific name. The transcript has a single exon. Bases 1 to 288 code for a protein of 95 amino acids. Lineage: Eukaryota; Viridiplantae; Chlorophyta; Mamiellophyceae; Mamiellales; Mamiellaceae. The record is from RefSeq and is a predicted model, not a curated record.
AUGGGCGGGAACCCCGCUCGCGAGGAGGAGCAGGCGCUGACCGUGGAGGCUCUCAACGACCAGAUCUACCUGAUGGACGCGCAGGCUGAGGCUGUGAACGCCUUGGAGGCGGCGUUCUCGGUGGAUGACGCCUUCAAGGACGACUCCGUCGACGAGUUGGAGACGGAGGAGGACGCGAGGAGCGAGAACAUGAAGAAGGCGCUGGAAGACAUCCGGAAGAUAUUCGUUGUGUCCGACAUACCGGAGGAGGACAUACCGGACGAGUUCAAGCCCCGGGAUAUGAAGUGA